Messenger RNA from Corylus avellana, 1002 nucleotides. NCBI's taxonomy places the organism in Eukaryota, Viridiplantae, Streptophyta, Magnoliopsida, Fagales, Betulaceae. The record is from RefSeq and is a predicted model, not a curated record.
AUGAAUGCCUUUUUUGAUGGCUAUCUACAUCCGUCUACCACUUUGAAGCAAUUUGUUGAUCAAUAUGAUCUUGCUUUGCGGAAGAAGGUUGAGAAUGAGACUCAUGUAGAUUUUAAGUCUUUUACUACUAAGGUUCGAUGUCUAACCUUCUAUCAUUUUGAGAAACAAUUUCAAAAACUUUACACCAAUACCAAAUUCAAAGAAGUUCAGGUUGAGAUAAUGCACAUAAUUUAUUGUACUGUCUCCCUUUUGACUAAAGAAGGUUCAAUUUGCACUUGCCAAGUGAUUGAACAGGUAAAAGUUCAAAAUGCAGUCGUUGAAGAUGCUUAUAUGAAAUUAGUAACAUAUGUUGUAUACUUCAAUGGAGUUGAAGAUGAAUUUGAAGUAAAAUGCACAUGUGACUUAUUUGAAUCAAGAGGCAUCGUGUGCAGACAUGUCUUUUCUGUAUUGUGUGCACAUAACAUUACAUCUUUACCACCCAAAUAUUAUCUUGAUCGUUGGAGGAAGGAUGUGAAGCGAAGAUAUACUUUAAUUAAAAGUAGUUUUGAUGCGUUGAGUGCCAAUCCCGAAGUAGAAAGAUAUGACAACUUGUGCAAACGUAUGCUUACAUUAGCAGAGGUCGCUGCAAGAAACGUGGAUCACUACACAAAAGUUAAUAAGCAUAUUGAUAUGUUAAUGAAUGACUUACGUGGUUCAAGUCCACCUUCUCUUGCACUUUCAGACGUAUCUUUAGCAUGUAAUGAAUUCAUUGAUGAUGUUGAGUUGGCAGUAGAUGGUGAUGAAGUUCAUAGUCCCAAUGUAGCUAAAAAAAGAGGAAGGUUACCGCAUAAAAGGAAGAUGUUUGCGGUGGAAAAAUCGACAGUGAAAAACAGUAAUCCCAAUCAAAGGAAACCAAAAAAGAAGACUUCCCAUGGAGAUGAUGUUCCACACAGUGAUGUUUUUGAAACUCAAGAGAGUGCAACUACUCAGGAUAUGUGGCCACUUGCACUAUUGGAGCGGUGA